Messenger RNA from Penicilliopsis zonata CBS 506.65, 440 nucleotides. RefSeq lists its product as hypothetical. The annotation marks the transcript as partial. The record is from RefSeq and is a predicted model, not a curated record. The transcript has a single exon. Lineage: Eukaryota; Fungi; Ascomycota; Eurotiomycetes; Eurotiales; Aspergillaceae.
UUUAGAAGAUUCAGAACAUCGAAAAUAAUAAUACGUCCAUCUAGUAAUUGCAGUUGCCUGCUAGUCCUCCUGCCAAUUGCUUUGACUGUUCCUACAAUUGACUGCAGUCGCCUAUUCUGCUCUGUGUUGCGGGCACGGAAAGUGAACUGCCCCGCCAUGCAAUAUUACGGAAGUAUUUCAGAAAACCCCGCGUCAUCUUUAUUGCUGGUACCUACGGAGUCCCUACCAGUAACUACUACCUACUACCUAAUCAUUAAUAGAGACCAAAUGAGGACCAAUUGCAACCCAUAUCCUUCCCGUAGAGCCGUUGUUCAAAUGGCGGUAAAUCAAGAAACGGUCGCCAUGUUAGGCAUACACGCGACGUUAGUGCGAGCGAUGACGGAACGUUUUCUUGGUAGGUGAGGCGUCUGAUACGAAUUUACGAAGUAGUCUGUCUACCU